AUGUCCUUCUCCCACCCUCGUCGAAGGACUCCGGUGACUCGCCCGGACAGCGACACCGACAAUGCCCUGUCCCUUAAGAACAGCUCUACCCUCCGUAAGGGUGCGACAUUUCACUCUCCUACUUCAUCAUCUUCGACUCUAGACAACACAUUUGUCCCUCCCACGCUGCCUCGAGCUCAGUCUCACUUGGACGAUGUCGUCGAUGCCAACCGCCGACGUGUGGCCCUGGCUCUGAACGACAUUGACGAGGCUCUGUCCUUGGAUCAGCUCUCUCUGUCGCCAAAGUCUAAGAUCAAGACGCUUCGAGACACCAGUCUCCCCAUCCCUCGCGGCUUCCUCGAGGGACCUAUCGUCGACCCCAAGAUGACAAAAGAAGAGGAGAGGCGCGUUCUGCGCCCUCGCUCUGUUCGCCAUUCACGGCACCAUGAGUCUGAUAGCGGUUUGGGUACAUCGGUGGCUUCCACAAACGAGAAGCGGGGUGCAGUCACUUCGGCAAAGAAGGAGACAAAGGUGCAAACACGAUCCGCCAUCACAAGAUCCGUUGCCGCAGCAUCGGAAAAGCUUCCCUCUCUGGGGCCCAAGGCUAUCAACCGCAUUCACGAGCACACUUUGCGCCCUUUGUUGGCAAAGCCGACUCUCAAGGAGUUUGAGCCCAUUGUCCUUGACAUCCCGCGACGAAUUCGAUCAAAGGAAAUUAUUUGCUUGCGAGAUCUUGAGAAAACAUUGAUCUUUAUGGCACCGGAGAAGACCAAGUCAGCAACUUUGUACCUGGAUUUCUGCCUUACGUCCGUGCAAUGCAUUCAAGCGACCGUCGAAUAUCUCAGCGACCGCGAACAAAUUCGACCUGCUGACCGGCCUUACACUAACGGAUACUUCCUCGACCUGAAGGACCAGAUUCUACAAUACGGAAAACAACUUGCCGCAAAGAACAGCGGUGACGAUAUGGAUAUCGACGCAUCUGACGAGAUCAAACUCAUCGGUGGUCUCCACGAAGGUCGCCCCGUCGAGCUCGUCCGUGUCCGCAAGGACGGCACAUACAUCUCUCUGGACACUGGUAAGCCUGUUGAGGUUGACAGCGACUCGCCAAUGCAAGUAAAGCGAUCCCUGAGCCAGCAGCUCGAGGACGAGGAGGAGAUUCAACGAUCCAUGGCUCGCCGCAAGAAGAAUGCUUCACCCGAGGAGCUAGCUCCCAAGAAGUGCCGCGAGCCCGGCUGUAACAAGGAGUUCAAGCGUCCUUGCGAUCUUACCAAGCACGAAAAGACUCACUCUCGCCCUUGGAAGUGCCCUGUCCCGACUUGCAAGUAUCACACCUAUGGAUGGCCUACUGAGAAGGAAAUGGACCGUCACCACAACGACAAGCACUCUGCUGCCCCUGCCAUGUAUGAGUGCAUGUUCAAGCCUUGCCCUUAUAAGUCGAAACGUGAAUCCAACUGCAAGCAGCAUAUGGAGAAAGCCCAUGGCUGGACCUACGUUCGAACCAAGACCAACGGAAAGAAGCUACCAUCAGUUGCUGGCAGCGUUCAGCAACAGACUCCGCCUCUGGGUAACAUGUCAACGCCUUCUUCUACUGAAUACAACGGUGUGCCCACUCCUCCUCAGAACGACGUGACGCAGUUCGUUGGCGAUUUCCCUCUCUACCCCAAUGACUCGGACUGGAUGUCAAUCAACAACAUUCCCACCGAGACACUUCACCUGGAUCUGGCUAUGGAUUCCACUUCGCCUGCUUCGGCUAGUUCCUACGAGCAGUAUGCCCCUUACCAGAACGGCUCGGCCUUCAUCCUCGAUAACGAGGACCUCUAUGCUGCUCAUAUGCAGCUUCCAGCUCAGCUACCCACACCUGAGCAACCUGUCAUGUAUAACCCCAACCUCAAGAUGAUGCAACAGCAAUUGCCUAUGUAUCAGCAACCCCAGCAGCAGAUUCCCAUCCAGACUGUUGCUCCUCACUUUUCGCCAACUGGCCAGGAAACAGCCAUGCUUUAUACUCCAAAUUCAUUACGGGAUGUUGAUGAAGGUUUUGACGACUCCUUUGCAGGAGACGGCAUGGAUUUUCCUCUCUUCCCUAAUGACAAUGGCAAUGGCAUGACCAAGACCAAUGAUUAUCAGUCACUGUUUGGUGAAAUCCCCAGCGCCAAUCUGGGCUUCUCCCAGAACUCUCAGGACAUCUUUCAGAUGAUGGACUGGUCAAACGUUGAUUUGCAGCAGAACCUCGGAGAAUAG
Messenger RNA from Fusarium odoratissimum NRRL 54006, 2217 nucleotides. Its product is annotated as zinc finger transcription factor ace1. The coding region runs from base 1 to 2217 and encodes 738 amino acids. The transcript is spliced from 3 exons. Gene Ontology annotation, cellular component: nucleus. Gene Ontology annotation, biological process: regulation of transcription by RNA polymerase II. The record is from RefSeq and is a predicted model, not a curated record. NCBI's taxonomy places the organism in Eukaryota, Fungi, Ascomycota, Sordariomycetes, Hypocreales, Nectriaceae.